CACGAGGAGUCGUAUUUCAGCUUUGCGAGGGCCCCUAGAGUCUCAUGCACUGAAGCUGCCUUUGUUUGACUGAGAGAGAGAGAGCGAGCGAGCAAGGGAGGAGGAGGAGGAGGAGGAGGAGGAGAAGAAGAGUGAGAGGCUUUUAGUCUGGAGUGAGUGAGAGAGAGAGGCAGAGUGGGCUCCAUCUCGCUCUCUUACCAAGGCUGUCACACAUGAACAGGACAACUUCAGUUUGGAUCUAAGUUUACCUUCACUGAAGAUGACUUCACGCAUCCCCCCCUGGUUCUUUGGAUUAUUUCUACUAGUCCUCCGGUUCUGCUGCCAUCGCUCCUCUGCCUAUCAGCUGCUGGACGACCGUGGUUCUCAGGGAGCCUUGGAUCUGACGGAGUUGAUCGGCGUUCCGCUUCCUCCCUCUGUCUCCUUUGUUACGGGUUUCGAGGGUUACCCCGCUUACAGCUUCGGCCCGGACGCCAACGUGGGCCGCCUCACAAAGUCAUUCAUCCCUGACCCAUUCUACUAUGACUUCGCCAUCACGGUCACAGCUAAACCUACCACACGGCGUGGUGGUGUGCUGUUCGCCAUUACAGAUGCUUACCAAAAGAUUGCACACUUGGGUAUAGCGUUGUCUGAGGUAGAGGAUGGUUCCCAGAGAGUCAUAUUGUACUACACCGAGCCAGGAACAAGAGGUGGGACCCAGGAAGCAGCUUCCUUCAAAAUGGGAGACCUGACGGGGAGAUGGGCGAGGUUUACCCUGACUGUACAGGGGGCAGAGGUGCGUCUCUACAUGGACUGUGAGGAAUACCACCGUGUUGCCUUCACCAGGAGCCCUCAGCCUCUGACCUUUGAGGCCAGCUCGGGGAUCUUCGUAGGGAACGCUGGGGGUACGGGCCUGGCGAGGUUUGUGGGCUCCAUCCAGCAGCUGGUACUGAAUUCAGAUCCCACGGCCCCAGAUGACCAGUGUGAGGAGGACGAUCCGUAUGCCUCUGGAUAUGGAAGUGGCGAUGACGCUUAUGAAGACAUUGAAGGGAGAGACGAAGUGAAGAAGAUUGUGGAGGAGAGAGAGUUUACAAUGCCCCUCCCAGAGCUGGACCCAACUUACAGCACCCCAGUCCGAGCUCCGCCCACUGAGAUGUCAGUAGGUGAUGAUGAAGACAUAGAGGAGACUUCUGGACAGGAAGUGGAGACGACUACAGUAAGAGUGACAUCAUUUGCGACAGAAACUCCAGCCUCCCUACUGGAAACUUCCCUGCAGGUGUCUCCGGGACAGAAAGGGGAGCGAGGUGACCCAGGUCCAGCCGGUCCCCCAGGACCGCCCGGCCCUCCAGGACAAGCUUCAGGACAAGGGGAGGGAGGGGAGCCAGGACCCCGGGGACCACAAGGACCACAGGGACAUCCAGGCACACCUGGAAUUCCUGGGAAAGAUGGACAGCCUGGAAGCAAAGGUGAAACUGGUGUCCCGGGAGUAACUGGGGUUCCAGGAUUCCCAGGACUACAGGGAGAGCCUGGUCUUCCGGGAGAAAAGGGUGAUCCUGGUGUCGGACUACCAGGUCCCCCAGGUCCUCCUGGACUUCCAGGUCGACCCAGCAAGUCCAUGUUCCUGGAGGGGUCAGGAUUUGAUGACUUUGACAGUGAUUCAGAGAUUAUUCGGGGGCCCCCAGGGCCUCCUGGCCCCCCAGGACAGCCAGGCCCCCCAGGAACGCCAUCUGAGGACGUCAUUCCUGGGCAACCUGGAGCCCCUGGGAAAGAUGGAAAGGAUGGAGAGAAGGGUGAACCUGGAUUGCCUGGUGUUGAUGGAAAAGAUGGAGAUCCAGGGCCUGUUGGGGACAAAGGAGACAAGGGAGAGCCUGGUGUGAGCGGGCAACCAGGACCAAAGGGAGAUCAGGGCCCUCCCGGGUUUCCAGGCCUACCGGGCUCAGAGGGUACACAAGGGCAGCCUGGUCCCAGGGGUCCACCGGGUCCCCCUGGUCCCCCUGGAAGAGGCUUCACUUUGGAGUUGGAGGACUUGGAAGGAUCUGGGACACAAAAUGGUUUUGGAGUUGCUCUGUCCAGAGGCCCUCAGGGUCCUCCUGGAAUCCCUGGACUUGAAGGACCCAAGGGUAAAGAUGGUUUAGACGGCUCCCCAGGAAAGCCAGGGCAAAAGGGGGAGCCAGGUGCAACAGGACCACCAGGGUUUCCAGGACUGGAUGGACUAAAAGGGGAAGAGGGACCAAUGGGUCACAAAGGUGAUCCAGGACAAAAGGGAGAGGCAGGACGGGACGGGCUCAGUCUGCCCGGCCCUCCAGGACCACCUGGACCACCAGGACCCAUUAUCAACCUUCAGGAUCUUCUACUAAACGAUACAGAUGGUGCCUUCAACUUCUCAGGGAUUUUUGAUGCUCAGGGACCUGCUGGACCUCAGGGUCCAAAGGGUGACUUUGGGUUGCCAGGCCCUCCAGGACUGAAAGGUGAAAAGGGUGAGCCAGGCAUUGUCAUCACAGCAGAUGGAUCCACGAUGUCAGGCCUGGCUGGUCCAAUGGGACCCAAAGGAGUCAAGGGAGACAGUGGUGUACCUGGACCCGCUGGAAUUCAAGGGCCUAUAGGACCACCAGGACCCAAAGGAGAAUUUGGUUUUCCUGGAAGACCUGGUCGUCCAGGCCAGAUGGGACCAAAGGGAGAAAAAGGGGACUCCGUAGGCGUGCAGGGACCUCCUGGCCGUCCUGGGCUGCCAGGCCGUCCUGGAAUAUUCAAUUGCCCCAAAGGCACGGUGUUCCCUAUCCCUCCCAGACCCCACUGUAAAAUGGGUAACUGUCUGAGGAUGGUUCUGAAAUACUCCUGCAUGCUGCAUGUCCAGGCUGGGAAGGUGAAAGCUCAUUGCCAAAACAAUAAGGAGCUUAAUCCCAAUGGAACCAUUGUAGUUGGUAACUGUCAGACAGGACUAAAAGGAGAAAAGGGAGAGAGAGGCUUUCCGGCGCCAACAAACUCGUUUCUUCCCAGGGCAGUCUGGGGGGCAGUUGGUGACCAGGGUAUGAAAGGAGAGAAGGGAGACAAGGGGGAGGCAGGGUUGACCGGGCAGCCAGGUAUCCCGGGCAGACCAGGACUUGUGGGACCUAAAGGAGAGUCAGUUCUUGGUCCGCAGGGCCACCCUGGGGUGCCAGGUUCUCCAGGUAUCCCAGGCUAUGGCAGACCAGGACCAGUCGGUCUUCCUGGGCCACCGGGACCUCCAGGUCCUGCUUGGUCAUCCUCAAGAUAUGGCUCAGCUUUGACCAUUGCUGGCCCCCCUGGACCUCCUGGACCAGCUGGACCUCCUGGACCUUCUGGUAACACGGCAUUUCUGAAAACAUUUUCGACCCGUGAAAGUAUGAUGCAGCAAACCCUCAGGGAUGCAGAGGGAACUCUGGCUUAUGUCACAGCAACAGGAAGUCUCUACCUCAAGGUUUCCCAGGGUUGGAAAGAGAUACAGCUUGGCAGUCUGAUCUACCUCUCAAAUAACAUUAUUCCACAGGAUGAGCCUCGAGUUGCGUAUCAAAUAAGAGGACACACGAUGGAGAGAAUACGUUCAGUUAAAGAAAGGCUCAACCUGGUGGCCUUGAACCAGCCCCACUCAGGCGACAUGAUGGGGCUUGACACGGCUGACCGGAUGUGUUACGAGCAAGCCAAGGCGAUGGGUUUGGCUCCAAACUACCGCGCCUUUAUUUCUUCCCACAGGCAAGACUUGGUCCAUGUGGUCUAUCCUGGUUUCCGGGACACUCUGCCAGUUACCAACCUUAGGGGAGACGUGCUGUUUAGGAACUGGCGGUCAAUUUUCAAUGCUGACAGGGGGCCAAUUGAUGCCAGGAUACCCAUCUACUCCUUUGACGGCCGGGAUGUUUUAGCUGACCCCUUCUGGCCUCAGAAGAACAUCUGGCACGGGUCCAACAGCAGGGGUCUCCGAGUGGUGGACAAACACUGUGAGACAUGGCGAACGGACCACAUGUCUGUCGUGGGCCAGUCAUCGAGCCUGACCUCAGGUCUGCUUCUGGGCCAGCAGACGCGAAGCUGUUCCAACGAGUACAUUGUUCUUUGCAUCGAGACCCACAAAAACCUUUAAAUCCCCCUCCAUACCACUCUACCAAGGAAACCAACCAUCCCAGCCGCCGUAAAUGUUUAACACUCGAGGAAAAGAUUUGAGUGUCUGUCUUAGAAAAGGGCGUCGUUUUCAGCACAUCUUUGGUGCUACGUGUAGCAUUUUGUGGUUUUUAAAACACAGGACCACAUUUAACAGCCUGUCUUUCACAAAGAUGAUGUUGGUACUUAUUUUACUUCUCCCUCUUCUGACACCACUGUGUUCUUUCUGAGGAGCAAGAAGAUUUCAACAAACUCUUGACAACAGCAAAGAUAAUCUGGGAAGGGAAGCUAAAGCAAAGUUGAUGCUAGGCUGUGGAACAGGAAGACAUUUUGGGGAUUGUUUUGAUCCAAAUUUGCGCAUUAAAGGAAUGUUUCUUUGUGUUUUAGAGCAAUCCAGAAGAUUUUCCCUUAUAUUCAACCUGGUGGCACAUAAUAUAAAAUGCAACACAGAGGCUGAUGAAAGCUGUCAGUUUAUUUCUACUUACACGCAGCACCUUUUAUUCUAUGAAAGUGGACUCAUUUGCAACUCAGCAAAUCUGUCACUUUACAAGAAUUGAACAUGACUAGUGCAGUAACACAAAUGGCUUUCCUCCCACAUGGUCACCCAUAUGUGUUAAGAAUAAGACGUCUCUUUAUUGUUUAAGUUUAUUGUCUCUUUGUUCAACAGACUGAAAGUAGAGACUUAGGGGUUGCAGGAAUCUUUACCUGUUUGAACAAAUAAUAGCUUUCCAAAGAGUACUUUCACUGUUAUGUUUACAGGUUGUCAUGGAGAGUUUUAAUGGCUUAAAAAAUUCAGUACAACUUUAUUCAAUCUUUUAAGGGCAAGAAGUUUGUUUCCCCAUAGUCCCUCAUCCAACAGUGGGAUGACCAGACAACCAGUGUUGCCAAGUAAUUUUUGAUGCACUGUACUUUAUUUUUUAAAUAUUUUCUAGAUUAACAUUUUCAUCCUUGAAGGUGUUUGUGUUGUAGCUUCUCAUACAUCUUGAUGAUCUCACUUCUUAGCAGCUCUAUCUCUCAAUAGGCUAUUUAAUUUAACUACAAUGAUUUAUUUAUACCGUCACAGCACAUACCACAAAAUCAGAUGAUUAAAUUUAAGAAUGUAAUUUAUCGUUUGUUGUUUAUCAAAUGACUGUUUCUUCUCACUCUUUGCCUCUUUUCUAUUUUGUACAGUUUGUUUUUUUUAUGGUCAUAGAUUUCUGGAGAAUGUUUAACAGUUGAGACAAAAUUUUCCACCUAGUGUAGAGAUACAGUUGAAACGAACUAAAUAUUUUCAUGCAGGAAAAAAAGAAUACUAAAAAUAUUCCAAGGGAAAAAGUGAGAGCACAUGUUUUUGUUUAAAUAUUGGUGCUUUGUUGAAUAAAGUUUUUUCUUUUCAUAA
Molecule: messenger RNA, 5461 nt
Organism: Micropterus dolomieu (smallmouth bass)
Lineage: Eukaryota; Metazoa; Chordata; Actinopteri; Centrarchiformes; Centrarchidae
Product: collagen alpha-1(XVIII) chain-like
Exons: 45
Coding region: 260-4066 (1268 amino acids)
Source: RefSeq, a predicted model, not a curated record